Molecule: messenger RNA, 1491 nt
Organism: Brienomyrus brachyistius
Lineage: Eukaryota; Metazoa; Chordata; Actinopteri; Osteoglossiformes; Mormyridae
Gene: rasd2a
Product: RASD family member 2
Exons: 2
Coding region: 124-1293 (389 amino acids)
Molecular function (GO): GTPase activity; GTP binding
Source: RefSeq, a predicted model, not a curated record
UGCGAGGCUGGAGGUUGAACAGUAAGCCGCCGAUACAUGAUCUUCGGAAGAGGAUAGGCGUAGUGGCAGCGGAGCUUGCGUACUCUGCAUUGGGCAAACUGUGCCAGUGUUUUCAGACGAUAGAUGCGUGUGUCGGGAGUAAGCAUGGACGCGAAAAGCACCGGCGUAGAUCGUCCUGAAAGCGGGGUGCAAGUCGAGCCCCAAAGAUGCGCUCUCGGCGGACCACAGGCGCAGUUCCCCGGCGUAAGAAAUGCGUGCAGCGGCGACCCCUCCAAAGUCCUCCUGAAGUACAGAAACGCUUCUGAUCUCAGGGUCUCAUACAUUCCAAAGUCAGGAGCUGGGAUUAUUAAAAGUGUCACGGCUCACUGGUUACAGCCGGAGACUAAAGCCAGGACCGUACGGUCCUCCAGCAUAGGGAGUCGGUACCCGUCUUUAGACCGCUUUCCCCGCAAAAGGUUUUCUGUGGAUCGGCUGGCAGCGCUUGCACUGCACGGUCAGACAUGCCACAUUAAUAGCGACACCGAGCCUCGCUCCGUCAAGCCAAAGAACCGCCGGCGCAUCGUGGUGCUGGGAGCCCGUAAAGUGGGCAAGUCCUCCAUCCUGCGGAGGUUCCUCCGCGAUGGCUUCGAGGAGCAUUACGAGCCCACGUCCGAGGACUUUCACAGAAAGCUGUACGACAUCCGUGGAGAAACCUAUCAGAUCGACAUCCUCGAUGCCUCGGGGGAGAGGGAUUUCCCCGCAAAGCGCAGACUGUCAAUCCUAACUGGUGACAUAUUUCUUCUGGUGUUCAGCGUGGAUGACAGAGAGUCUCUGGACGAAGUCUGUGCAUUGCUCAAGGAGGUUGUGGCUGCCAAGUGUAAGCUCCUAAAAUCCAAAGAAAACGCGUGUAUCCCGGCUGUGAUAUGCGGGAACAAGGUGGACUUGAGUGGGGAGGAGAGAACCGUAAGCCGUGCGGACGUUUGCCGUGCGCUUGGAGACGAUUUUCCCUACUUCGAAAUCUCCGCCAAGGAGGACACUAACCUGGAGGAGAUGUUUGAAGUUCUGGCGGAACGGGGUGGACUCCCAACCGAGACCGGGCCGUCGCUGCACCGCAAGAUCUCCAUUCGCUCGUACCGGGCCUUGCGUUCCGGCAGACCGACUGGAAGGCGAAUUACGCUGGUCCAAGAUGCGCCAUGCGGGGCGCUUUGCCCUCUAACUCGCCGGCCGAGCUUCAACACCGACCUCCGGCAGGUCCUCGGAACCAGUACCUCCAGGAAGCGGAGAAAACCUCUCGACAAGUGUCAGAUUCAAUGAGAUCACAACUCAGGGGACAUUUUUGCUAAAACGUUGGUCAAUCUGUUUCUAAUACAUGAGAAUGCAUUUAUUAUAACUACCAUUUUAUUUCAUACAUGCUGGCUGGACCAGUAAAUAAUUAUGACCGAAUGUGUGACUUUUAAGUUAAAUUUUUAAGAAUGAUGUCUGGAGUUGCAUGGUAAAUAAAGGAAUGCUUUU